Messenger RNA from Momordica charantia (bitter melon), 635 nucleotides. Its product is annotated as GCN5-related N-acetyltransferase 8. Lineage: Eukaryota; Viridiplantae; Streptophyta; Magnoliopsida; Cucurbitales; Cucurbitaceae. The record is from RefSeq and is a predicted model, not a curated record. Gene Ontology annotation, molecular function: N-acetyltransferase activity.
CAUUUUCAUCCUCGAAGUUUCCUCCAAACCCUUCCCCGAAAACUCCCCUCAUAACUGCAACCCUAAUUACAGCCCCGUCGUUCGCGUCCUCAAUUCCGACCUCCCUUUGGACGAUCCGGAAAGGGAGACUUUCAAAUCGGAAUGUGAGGAUGUUGUCGUUGCUGGAUUUGUUCUGUUUUUCCCCAAUUUCUCCUCCUUUUUGGCGAAGCCCGGUUUCUACGUGGAGGAUAUCUUCGUGAGAGAGUGUUACCGGAGGAAGGGAUUGGGGAAAAUGCUGCUGUCGGCGGUGGCGAAUCAGGCGGUGAAAAUGGAUUACGGCAGAGUGGAGUGGGUGGUUCUUGAUUGGAAUGUGAAUGCGAUUCAAUUUUACAAGGAAAUGGGUGCUCAGAUCUUGCCGGAGUGGAGAAUCUGUAGACUCACCGGCGACGCCCUCCAGGUUUAUGGAAACGCUAACUGAAUAAUUACUUAAAACUGAUGGAGUUAUUUUACUUUUCCCUUUUCUGGCUUCUUACACUUGUAGAAACAGAGUAUGGUUUUAGUUGAAGUAAUCUCUGAAACGUUUCUGCUUUAUGCUGCUUAUGAUCAUGUUCUGUAUAUCAUCUGCGUUGGCACUGAAUUCUGAUGUGGGUUUCUCU